GCAAAUGCACUGGCCGAACUCCGUGCUGCCAGAAAGGCCGGCAAGACAAACUUCUCGUCCUACGAGGUCCAGGACGAAGAACAACUUUACGAAACCGUCGACGAGGACAGCUACAAGAAGAUUGUCAGAAAGAGACUCGAUCAGGAUGACUUUGUCGUCGACGACAACGGCGAAGGAUAUGCAGACGACGGCCGUGAAGACUGGCAGAACGAACAACGACAAGAUUAUGAUGAUGAGAGUGACGAUGACCUGCCCACGAGGAGCCAGGCUGACGCGCAGAAAAAGGACAAGAUCAACAAGGGCAUCAGCAAGUACUUCAACGCAAACCCUACUGUAGCUGCACCAAAGCCCAAGCAGGCUUCGACCGCCGAAGAUGCCGCUUUCAUGGCCGACCUUCUCGGUGAGGUCAAUGCCAACAUUCCCUCAUACAAGCCUAGAUCGACCAUGAACCCCGUCAAGUCCGAGACCCGCCGCAAGACCAGAGUCCUGUCACCGCCCGUUCAACAGAUGAGCCAUGUCCCCACAUACGAACCGCGAACCCGCAAACUCGAAUCUCCGCCAGCACCAGUCGACGACGACACGUAUUUCCCAAUGGACGAAGGUCUUUUCCCACCACCUGAAGACAACGACGUGCCAAUGAGCGAUCCUCUUCCUUCAUCCCCUGUCGCAAAGGCUGCGCAACGAAAAGAGUCAAACGUAAAGGUCGAGGAAGACGACGACGAAGACAUGCUCGAGGUUGCUCAAGUCACGAAUCAGUCUUCUCGAAGCACAGCCGCCAUCAACAUGCGUGGAAACAGACCAAUUCCAAAGAUUACAAAGACCGACUACCCAACGCCCGCAAGCUCUUCUCCUUCACGGCAGGUCCCUGAAGCUAUCGAUACAUCGGCGUUGACAAAUGUCACCGACAAAUUGAAUGUCUUGAGCAGUUCUGGUGUAGAGACUGUCACUUUCGGCAAAUUGGACCCUCAGCAUGCUCAAGAGGAGGAUGGCAGUGUGCGCUUCUUCUGGUUCGACUACACUGAGAUCAAUGGCAGUCUCUGUCUUUUCGGCAAGGUCAAGGACAAGUCUACUGGUCGAUUCGUCAGUGCCUUUGUCAAGGUUGACAACGUCAUGCGCAAACUCUUCUUCCUUCCCCGCGAAUACCGUAGGAAGCAAGGUCGUGAGACAGAUGAAGAGGUUGAGAUGGGCGAUGUUUAUCAAGAGGUGGAUGGUCUCAUGUCCAAGUUCAAUGUCAACAUGCACAAGAUCAAGCCAUGUUCGAGGAAAUACGCAUUCGAGUUGCCAGACAUACCGAAAGAGGCCGACUAUCUGAAGCUGCUUUAUCCAUACGACAAGAACCCUUUGCCCAUGGACAUACAAGGAGAGACCUUCUCGCACGUCUUUGGUACCAACACUGCGCUUUUCGAACAGUUCGUUCUCUGGAAGAAUAUCAUGGGACCUUGUUGGCUCAAAAUUGAUGCGAGCAGUAUCAACUUCAAUGCUGUCAAGAACGCUUCCUGGUGCAAGUUGGAGAUGCUCGUCGACAAACCUCAAGGCAUGUCAACUCUUGGAGAUACUGACAACCUUGACGCUCCACCAUUAACAUUGAUGAGCAUUGCUCUCAGGACAAAGUUGAACGAGAAAGACAACAAGCAGGAGAUCUUACUGGCCAGUGCUCGUAUCUACGACAGCAUGUCUUUGUCAGACACGACAGCUCCAGAGAAACUUCCUUGCAAGACAUUCACAGUCAUGCGUCCGAAUGGUCCAGAUUACCCUGUAGGAUUCAAGACAGACGCCGAGAAAUACCGAGGUAACAUCCAAUGCGAGAGGAGCGAGGGUGCACUUCUCAGCAAGUUCCUAGCCUUGCUUGAUCGUAACGAUCCGGAUGUUUUGAUCGGCCACAGACUUGACGAUGUCGACUACACGCUCUUGCUCAACAGAAUGAGAGAGUGCAAAACCCCUGGAUGGCACCGCAUCGGAAGACUGAAGCGUCAUGACUGGCCCAAGAACAUUGGCAAAGGUGGUGGCAGUUUCUUUGUCGAGAGACAGCUGGCUGCUGGAAGAUUGCUCUGUGACUUGGGCAACGACAUGGGCAAGUCUCUGAUGACAAAGUGUCAGUCCUGGAGUCUGGAUGAGAUGUGCGAUCUUGUUCUUGGCGGCGAGAACAAGCGUCGUGAUAUCGACAAUGAUGUAUUGCUCAAAAUGGCUACCAACAGAGCCGGUCUGAUGCAGUACAUCAAGCUCACCGAAGCAGACACAUUCUUCAUUGCUGCCAUUGCUUUGAAAGUCCAGAUGCUUCCCNUCACCAAAGUCCUCACGAACUUGGCUGGAAACUCAUGGGCUAGAACACUGAGUGGUACCCGUGCUGAACGUAACGAAUACAUUUUGCUCCACGAGUUCCACAAGAACAAGUACAUCUGUCCUGACAAGAUUUGGGGCAAAGGUAAAGCCAAGUCUGAUGAGGACAACCCUGAAGGAGAUGAGGGGGCGGAUGCAAAGAAGAAGGACAAGUUCAAGGGUGGUCUGGUCUUUGAGCCCGAAAAGGGUUUGUAUGACAAGUUUAUCCUGGUCAUGGACUUCAACUCGCUGUACCCCAGUAUCAUCCAGGAGUACAAUAUUUGCUUUACCACGAACGAAGAUGAGGAAAAGGUUCCCGAGGUCCCAUCGGAUACCAAUAACAAGGGUAUCCUUCCCCGACUGAUUAGAACACUCGUCCACCGCCGUCGUGAAGUCAAGAAGCUCAUGAAAGACAAGACCGCCACUUCUGACCAACUCGCAACCUGGGAGAUCAAGCAGAUGGCUUUGAAGUUGACUGCCAACUCCAUGUACGGAUGUUUAGGUUACACCAAGUCAAGAUUCUACGCUCGUCCUCUUGCCAUGCUCACCACCUACAAGGGUCGUGAAAUUCUGCAAUCGACCAAGGAUCUGGCAGAGUCUGCUCAUGGUCUGAGAGUCAUCUAUGGUGACACCGAUUCAGUCAUGGUCAACACCAACGUCGACAACAUCAUGGAUGCCAUGAAGAUUGGAAACGACUUCAAGAAGAGCGUCAACGAGCGAUACGAACUUCUCGAGAUUGACAUUGACAACAUCUUCCGCCGUCUGCUCCUGCACGCAAAGAAGAAGUAUGCUGCAGUCAACAUGAUCGAAAAGGAUGGCAAGUGGAUUGAUAAACUGGAAGUCAAGGGUCUUGACAUGCGCAGAAGAGAGUACUGCGCAUUGAGCAAGGAUACCUCAACCGAGCUCUUGAACUUCCUGCUAUCGGGUGAAGAUCCUGAAACUGUCGUCUCCCAGAUUCACGAUCAUCUCAGGGAAGUCGCUUCGCAGAUGCGUGCCAACACCAUCCCGCUCCGCAAAUACACCAUCUAUACCCAGUUGGGAAAGAAUCCCAAGGAGUAUCCCAAUGGAAACAGCAUGCCUUCUGUGCAGGUUGCAUUGAAACUGAUGGCCAAGGGCAAGCACGUCAAGGCCAAGGAUGUCAUGUCCUACAUCAUCUGCAACGACUCCUCUGGCAGCGCGGAAAAAGCAGCAAAGAAUGCUUUCCCCGUGGAUGAAGUCCUGCGUGCUGAGAACGAACUCAUACCUGACAUCGAUUAUUAUCUGCAUAAGCAAAUCUUGCCGCCGGUCGAACGUCUUUGCGCUCCCAUUGAAGGCACUAAUGUUACUUUGCUUGCUGAAUGCUUAGGCCUCGAUACCACCAAGUACCGCGUCAGCAGUGCUAGCGGCGGAAACUCCUACAACGCCGAGACUGAAAUCCAUCCCUUGGAAUCGCAGGUCCCGGAUGAGAUUCGCUUCAAGGACUGUGCUCCACUGGGCCUUAUGUGUCUUGCCUGCCGCACACCAUUCCAAUUCCGCGGUCUGGGUGUUGCCGCGUCUCCAGAUGCUGAGACCAGACUUGCAGUUGUGGACACCGAUGGCUUGCACUGUCCAGCCGACCCUUGCGGAAACCUAAUGUCGCAAUUGGCCAUGGCUGCCCAACUCGAAUCGCAGAUCCGCGCACACUGCGCGCAAUACUAUGCAGCCACACUCGUUUGCGACGAAGCCACUUGUGGUCACCGCACACGCCAGAUGAGCGUCUACGGUACACGCUGUCUAGGUCCCCGCGGUCUUGCUUUUGGCUGCACAGGGCGCAUGCAACUCGAAUACACAGAGAAGCAACUGUAUAACCAAUUACUGUUUUUGCAGCGAUGCUUUGACGUUGAAAAGACUUUGCAGGAACAGGCAAAGAGGAAGACUGAAGAGGCGGAGAGGGUGGGUGUGUUGGCUGAGAUGUUAAGAGCGAGGUUUGGGGUGCUGAGGGGUGUUGUAGAGGGGUAUCUUGAUAGGAGUGGGUGGGGAUGGGUCAGUAUGGAUGGGUUGUUUGGGUUUGCGCUCAAGGCUUUGUCA
Molecule: messenger RNA, 4362 nt
Organism: Aureobasidium vineae
Lineage: Eukaryota; Fungi; Ascomycota; Dothideomycetes; Dothideales; Saccotheciaceae
Source: the annotation of a GenBank genome assembly